Molecule: messenger RNA, 1329 nt
Organism: Kalmanozyma brasiliensis GHG001
Lineage: Eukaryota; Fungi; Basidiomycota; Ustilaginomycetes; Ustilaginales
Exons: 1
Coding region: 1-1329 (442 amino acids)
Source: RefSeq, a predicted model, not a curated record
AUGGACGUGCCGGCGAGAACCCAGUACACUGAAGCCGAGCGUGAGGCCAUCAAGAGGCUCAAGUUCGAGCUUGCUCGUUCAGAGGUUGCCACUUAUACGCUCAAGAAGAUGAGGACGGAGCAAGCCAAUCAAGCGCCACGAAAAGUCAUCAUCGGCUCAACGAUAACUUUUACCAGCGAGUUCGGUAGCCUCGCUCACCGUCAAAACGUCACGAUCACUGCUGGCACAGAUGUCAUUCUUCAACGUCUGGGCCCUUCGUCGUUGCAGGACUAUCGACGCAUGGUGCAAGAGGCCGUCGAAGGUGCCGAUCUUCUUGAUGAUGUAUACGACAAAGCAUGCGGAAGCCCAAGGAACAGGCUCGGUGUUACGCCAUCAGCUAAGCCUGAGGAUCAGGAAUACGUCUUCGGGGCUCUCUACUUUGAGGGGGGACCCGAUGAUUACGACAACAUCUAUCUUUCGCAUCAAACGACUCAGAAGUACUGGGCACGGGACGAUCAGCAGAAUGAGGAUGGCCGCUGGGCCGUGACAGACUUGAUGGCAUGGUUCAACUCCUAUUUCGAGCGCUUUGUGCUUCCUCUUCUGGUCGAAGAAGGGAGCGGCUUGUGCGCUCGAUUCCGAGCUCAACUGCAAGAGCGGAGUGACACUCACUUUCCGUGGGUCGCGGAAGAGGUGCCUGGUCUCAAACAUCUCUGCUUGCCUCAGUACUCCAACUUGAAGCCGAAAAAGGGCUUCUCUUCCUCGCCGGACUCGACCAAGGAGGAGGCAUCCCCUUUCAUCAUGAUCAACUUCGGCCAGCACGCCUUUCUGGAACUCGCAGAGUACAAUUGCAGUCUCGAGCUCCAGCCACUCGACAUCGUCUUGUACGAUCCGGACAAAGUCACAGCGCAGGCCGUCAAGCACAGUCAGAGAGUCGACCCCAGCCUGCCCGAGCGGUGGUCGGUGACCUGCUAUUUUCAGAAGCUGUUCCAAGAGCGCCAGCUGACCGACGACGGCCCUUGUGAGUUCUACGCAAAAUCGAAAGCAAGAAGGGAUCAAAAGACCCUCGCGAGGGACGCAGAAAUCAGGGCACAAGAGGCUGAAGAGCAGCAAAGUUGGGGGAGCGCGAUCGAGCGGGAGUCCAGCGGAGCUACGACCGGUGCCGAAGACAGCGACCGAGACGACGCCUAUACAGGCGUGAUCCAACCGGAGACGAGCAGAUCGGUGAAGCUGGAACACCCUGCCGAGGCGAGCACCAGAGCCGUUCCUCUCGAAGAAGCUCCCUCAUCGACAGGCGAAGGCGAAGGCGGAAGGGACAGACGAAAGAGGCCGCGACUGUCGUACGUCGAAUGA